AUGUUCGCUGUUGCUCUCUUCAUCCUGUCUUUAACGACUUGUCAGCCGUGGGUAACCACACAGGAGACGGUGAACCGGAGAGUGGGUCGGGCUGCUGAGAGUUUCACCCCCACAGCAGUUAACUGCCAGCUGGGCGACUGGUCGGAGUGGACAGAGUGCGUUCCAUGCCAGGACGUAAAGUACCGACACCGGAGCCUGCUGCAGCCAAACAGGUUUGGGGGAAAAAUCUGCAGCGGUGACGUCUGGGAUGAAAUGAGCUGUCAAAGACCCAGAACUUGUGUACGGCAAGCGCAGUGUGGGCAGGAUUUCCAGUGUAAAGAGUCAGGUCGCUGCCUGAAGCGUCACCUUGUGUGUAAUGGAGACCAGGACUGCUCUGAUAACUCUGAUGAGGAGAACUGUGAAGACGUCAGGAUCCCUGAAGACAAAUGCAGCCUGUAUGACCUGAUUCCAGGAUCAGAGAGGGCAGCCGCUGGGUUCAAUAUCCUGACGCAGACAGAAGCCCAGAGCGUGUACGACACCAGGUAUUACGGGGGCCAGUGUGAGACGGUGUACAACGGGGAGUGGAGGGAGCUCCGCUACGACGCGGCCUGCGAGCGCCUGUACUACGGCGACGAUGAGAAGUACUUCCGGAGGCCCUACAACUUCCUCAUGUACCGCUUCGAAGCCCUGGCAGACAGUAGCUUCUCCACAGAGUUGUAUGAAGAUAUAAAUGAUGUUUUUUCUAAACUAAAAGAAGACCUGUUUGUGUCAGGGGGGUUGACGUUUGGUGUAGGCCCAGCAGGCAGCCCUGUGACGGUGGAUGCAGGUGUGUCCGGAUCAUACGCCUCUUCACCCGUAAAUGAGUUAAGAAAGUAUAACGAGAAGAAAUACAGCUUCAUGAGGAUUUUCACGAAGGUGCAGACGGCCCAUUUUAAGAUGAGGAGGGACAACAUCAUGCUGGAUGAGGGGAUGCUGCAGUCGCUGAUGGAGCUUCCAGAGCAGUACAAUUACGGCCCAUACUCCAAGUUCAUCAAUGACUACGGCACCCAUUACAUAACGUCUGGGUCAAUGGGUGGCAUUUAUGAGUAUUUCCUGGUACUUAACAAAGAAAAAAUGAAAAAAACAGGUGUCACCUAUGAAGAUGUCCAGACAUGCUUCGGAGGGUCUUUUGGGCUUUCUUAUGCCUUUUCGAGUGGCGUACUGAUUGGAGGAGGUUUAUCAGGAAAAAACUGUAAAAAAUCUGGAGGUGGGAAAAGUGAUAACGAAAUUAAGAACAUGGCUGUGGAGGACAUUGUUGCUCGGGUGCGAGGUGGCAAUUCUGGCCGGAGCGCCCACUUGGCUGAGAACUCCAGCAUCAUUUCGUAUCGUUCCUGGGGGAGGUCAUUAAAGUAUAAUCCUGCUGUUAUUGAUUUUGAGACAAAGCCUAUCUACGAGGUGCUGCGGCACACAAACCUGGGACACAUGGAGACCAAACGCCAGAACCUGCAGCGGGCCUUGGAUCAGUACCUGAUGGAAUUCGAUCCCUGCCGCUGCGGGCCCUGCUUCAACAAUGGAGUGCCCAUCCUCCAGGGCACCAGCUGCGAGUGCCAGUGUCCCCUGGGUCGUAAGGGCCUUGCCUGUGAACAAAUGGAGCAAGAGGGAGCCAAGGCGGCCGGCGGCUGGAGCUGCUGGGGCUCCUGGUCUGCCUGCUCGGCGGGCGCUCGGGAAAGGAGGAGGGAGUGCAACAACCCGCCGCCCAGGAACGGGGGCGCCGCGUGUCCAGGCCGGAGCGUGCAGGCCCAGCCUUGCUGA
This is a messenger RNA of Miniopterus natalensis, 1770 nucleotides long. It is a transcript of the gene C8A, whose product is annotated as complement C8 alpha chain. Gene Ontology annotation, biological process: complement activation. Gene Ontology annotation, molecular function: protein binding. NCBI's taxonomy places the organism in Eukaryota, Metazoa, Chordata, Mammalia, Chiroptera, Miniopteridae. The record is from RefSeq and is a predicted model, not a curated record. Gene Ontology annotation, cellular component: membrane attack complex.